Messenger RNA from Peronospora farinosa, 2178 nucleotides. The record is from the annotation of a GenBank genome assembly. Lineage: Eukaryota; Oomycota; Peronosporomycetes; Peronosporales; Peronosporaceae.
AUGGUCAACUUUGGCCUACGUCUUCGUGACAAUUUGGUCGCUGAAUGGCGUAAUGAUUACAUGGAUUACGAUGGACUUAAGCGAUUGCUAGAGCAACAACAGCAGAUUGAUGCGUCACUUCCCACUACUGCAGCUGCCUACACGACGUCAAACGUACGCAGAUCGACCGAGGACAUGGAGAUUAACGCAUUGAGCGAUCACCAGUGGCGUCCUAUGGCCACUGGUAGUAGCAAUCAAUUGGCCAAGAAGGUCGGUAAAAAGCUCUCGUUCUUGCGACUGCCAAGGUCGCCCCCGUCAUCUAUCGACUCGGAACAACUGCAGUCGCUGCUUUCAAAGCCUGUCGCCUUUAAAGAGGCGCUAGAGCAUGAGUUUAUAAAGGUCGAGCAGGCUUAUAGACGUCAUAUAGCACAGUUGGCUGAGCAACUUGAGCAUUUAAAGGCACAACACCGAGACGAUGCACCUGCUUCAGCUCAGGAAUCGCUUAAAAAUUCGCUAGUUGAAUUGCAUCGCUUGUUGCAUCUACUGCAUAACUUUGCACUACUCAAUUAUACCGGCUUUGUAAAGAUAUUCAAACGUUACGACAAGAUUGAAAGCUUCCCAGCGGAUCAGCGUGAGGAGCAGAAAGCCAAACUACAGACGCUCCAGUUUGCUACGGCACAACAAUGUAAAGAACUCUUGAAGCAAGUGGAGCAGUCAUUUGCUGACUGGUUCUGCGAUGGGAAUUCUACUGUUGCCGUGGCGACGCUCAUGACAAGGAAGGAAGAUUUUGUCAACUGGGGACAUAUCUAUCUAGGGAUAAAAAGUGGAUCGUGCCUUGUUUUGCUGAUCUGGGUAUGCUGGGACUCACUAGUUGUUCCAAUGUUUCACAACGAACGUGAGUAUCAUCUCAUUGAUCUCGUACGAACGCGUGCAUAUCCAGUCUACCGCGGCAUAGGUUGUUUCCUCCUACUGCAUUGGUUGGUUGGAGUGUCACUCUACGUGUGGCGCGCGGCACGAAUCAACUACCGGUACAUCUUUGAGCUGAAUCCACGACGAGCACAAUCGUACCCGCAGGUGUUCAGUGAUGCCACCAACAUGACUAUUGUCUUUUUGGCAAACGUCUUGCUCUACUACAAGGUCGUGAACGGCUACUUUCCCGAAGAGCUACUACACCGUGGCUACUAUCCACUGGCGCUAUUCCUGUACACCAUCUACUUCUACGUUAUUCGCCCGUGGGGGCAGCAGCUCGGUAUGCUGCGAACGUUGUGGGAGGUGGUGUGCUCCCCAUUGUAUUCUGUUUCAUUCUUCCACACCUUUGUGGGAGACUACCUGACAAGUACAGUUAAGGUGACACAGGAUGUCACUUGGUCGGUCUGCUUCUUUGUUACAAAAGAGUUCUUGCGCAAAGAUGUUGCCCCGACUGGUGUUGGCGCACCUGAUUUGCACUAUUUCCCAGCGGACCCGGAUGAACAAACUUGUGCUGACAAUGUGUACAACGUGAACGUGGUGAUACCGUUGGUGUGUGUAUUACCGUUGUGGUGGCGCUUUCUACAGAAUCUUCGCCGCGUGUACGACACGAAAACGUGGUGGCCACACCUGCCCAACGCUGCCAAGUAUGCGCUCACGCAGGUGGUGGUGCUGUUUGGCCUUUUCCAUCCCUUGCACAGCGACAACAGCGCAGAGAAUGCGUCACAGGUGCGAUUGUUCAUUGUCGCAUGGCUGUUUUUCUUUACAGCUAGUUCGCUGUACACGUGGGUCUGGGAUGUGACGAUGGAUUGGGGACUCGGACGGCCGCAGUUCAAGUUCCUAGGCGACUCGCAGAUGUUCUCGCACAAGUGGGUCUACUACGCCGCUAUCGUUGCCGACCUAUUCUUGCGUUUUGCGUGGACUCUCACGCUCAUUCCUCCACGUGGUGCAGCUCACUGGCUACCGCUUUAUUUGCAGCCUUUCACGAUGGUGCUGGAACUAUUCCGCCGAACAUUUUGGAGCUUUUUCCGUUUAGAGAAUGAGCACCUGCGCAACACACAAGGUUUCCGUCGCGUGGAUUUCAUUCCGCUGCAUUAUGACCACGGUGUAGGCGACGUGGAGAAAGACAUGAAAGUGGAGCAACCGGACUUCCGAGUCUUUACGCUAAAGAUCUUGGCUAUACUUUUCACGGUGCUAGGACUAAGUGUCAUUGCAAUUGUCAUUGAGAGCUAA